CUUCCUAGUCCUUAUACGUUUACUCUCAUUCCAUAUCAACGUCCCUCCUAUAUAUCUUUAAUUAACUCUCAUUUUUUUGCUGCAUUGUUCUAGAGCUAGACAUAGUAUGUGUGUGAUUGCCAAAAUCCCUCCGUUCUUGUGCAUGUCCUCGUUAUGAAUCUUAAUUAAUUAAUUGGUUGUCUAUCUCCAGGCUACAAUAAAGAGGAAAAAUCGCUUUUGGGUAAUUAAUUAAUUUGAAACAAUAAAGACAAAGAAAUGUGGAAGCUUAGGAUCGGAGAGGGUGGAAACGAUCCGUACUUGGAUAGCACCAACAAUUUCGUGGGCCGGCAAACAUGGGAGUUCGACCCUACCGCCGGAACGCCGGAAGAACUCGCGGAGAUGGAAGCCGCCCGCCGGGAGUUUUGGAACAACCGAUAUAAGGUCAAGCCUAGUAGUGAUCUUCUUUGGAGAAAUCAGUUUCUCAGAGAGAAGAAUUUCAAACAAACAAUCUCACUCGUGAAGGUGAAAGAUGGAGAAGAAAUCACCCAUGAAACGACAACUAUUGCCUUGAAAAGAGCAGUCCAAUUAUUCUCUGCCCUGCAAGCCAGUGAUGGUCACUGGCCUGCUGAAAAUAGUGGUCCCUUGUUCUAUCUUCCACCAUUGAUCAUGUGUAUGUACAUCACCGGCCACCUUAAUACACUUUUCUCAUCAGAACACCGCAAAGAGAUUCUUCGAUACAUAUACUGUCACCAGAAUGAAGAUGGUGGAUGGGGGCUUCACAUAGAAGGCCAUAGCACUAUGUUUUGCACCACCUUGAGCUACAUUUGUAUUCGCAUUCUUGGAGAGGGGCCAAAUGGUGGUGAGAACAAUGCAUGUUGUAAGGCAAGAAAAUGGAUUCUUGAUCAUGGAAGCGUUAAAUCUAUUCCUUCUUGGGGGAAGACUUGGCUCUCGAUACUUGGAGUAUUUGACUGGGCAGGAACUAACCCUAUGCCUCCUGAAUUUUGGCUACUUCCUUCUUCUCUUCCUAUACAUCUAGGGAAGAUGUUUUGUUACUGUCGAAUGGUUUACAUGCCCAUGUCGUAUUUAUACGGAAAGAAAUUUGUUGGACCUAUAACACCUCUCAUUUUACAAUUGAGGGAAGAGUUGUAUGAUGAGUCGUACAAGGAAAUCAAUUGGAGGAAAAUGCGCCAUCUAUGUGCAAAGGAGGAUCUCUAUUAUCCUCAUCCCUUAAUACAAGACUUCAUUUGGGAUAGUUGUUACUUACUUACUGAGCCUUUUCUUACUCGUUGGCCUCUUAACAAGUUGAGGCAAAAAGCUCUUGAAGUUACCAUGAAACACAUUCAUUAUGAAGAUGAAAACAGUAGAUACAUCACAAUUGGGUGUGUGGAAAAGAUUCUCUGUAUGCUUGCUUGUUGGGUUGAGGAUCCAAACGGUCAAUAUGUUAAGAAACAUCUUGCUAGGAUCCCUGAUUACCUAUGGGUUGCUGAAGAUGGAAUGAAAAUGCAUAGCUUUGGCAGUCAACUGUGGGAUACUGGAUUGGCUAUUCAAGCAUUGUUAGCCAGUGGGUUAACUGAUGAAAUUGAAGAUACUCUUCGAAAAGGGCAUGAUUUCAUUAAAAAAUCUCAGGUUAAGGACAAUCCUUCAGGUGAUUUUAGGAGAAUGCAUAGGCACAUUUCUAAAGGGUCAUGGACCUUUUCGGAUCAAGAUCAUGGAUGGCAAGUUUCAGAUUGUACUGCUGAAGGGCUAAUGUGUUGCCUUAUCUUCUCUACAAUGUGCCCUCAACAUUUUGGCAAGCAUUUGGAACUUGAACGAUUAUAUGAUGCAGUUAAUAUACUACUUUCAUUACAGAGCAAAAAUGGUGGUUUGCCGGCAUGGGAGCCCACUGGAGCACCAGAAUGGUUGGAGAUGCUAAACCCAACAGAAUUUCUCGCUGACGUUGUUAUUGAGCAUGAGUAUGUGGAGUGUACCGCUUCAUCAAUUCAAGCCCUCGUCCUUUUCAAGAAAUUGUACCCUGACCACCGAACGAAAGAGAUAGAAAAUUUCAUCACCAAUGCUACAAAGUACAUUGAAAAUGUGCAAAGACCUGAUGGUUCAUGGUAUGGAAAUUGGGGCAUAUGCUUCACAUAUGGCUCUUGGUUAGCCCUUCGAGGCCUAGCUGCAGCAGGAAAAACGUAUAACAAUUGUGCGUCUGUCUGUAAAGGUGUUGAUUUUUUGCUAAGUACGCAGAGGGAUGAUGGUGGUUGGGGAGAAAGUUCCCGCUCUUGUCCCGAAAAGAUAUAUCGACAACUUGAAGAAAAUCACUCAAAUUUGGUACAAACUUCAUGGGCCAUGUUGGGCCUGAUCUAUUCUGGCCAGUCGAAUAGAGAUCUAAGGCCGCUCCAUGCUGCAGCAAAGCUUAUAAUAAACUCUCAAAUGGAAAAUGGUGACUUUCCGCAGCAGGAAAUGGUAGGAGUUUUUAUGAGGAACUGCAUGUUACACUAUGCAACAUAUAGAGACAUCUUUCCUAUAUGGGCUUUAGCAGAGUACCGGAAGUGCAUGUCUUUACCAUCAUCCACAAAGAUCUAACCAUUUUUAAGUCCGCAUAAUUGCACACCAUUAUAGUAAGGGAUUUGCCAAGUUAGUUCUUAUAUAAACUAUAAUUUUUUGCUUUACUUUAAGCCAUGAAUUCUAUAUACACAUUUACUCUCUUACUUUUGAAGGAUGUUAUCUUUGUUUUUUAUUAUAUAUUGAUGAGAACUCAUUUUAAUUAAAGGCAAAACUUAAUAUCGUUCCUUC
Messenger RNA from Cuscuta europaea, 2754 nucleotides. The record is from the annotation of a GenBank genome assembly. Lineage: Eukaryota; Viridiplantae; Streptophyta; Magnoliopsida; Solanales; Convolvulaceae.